AUGUUAGAAAGACUGUAUAGCAAAAGAACACCUAUUAUGAAUGUUUUCGCAGAUCGUACCGUAACAGCCGUCAGUGUUACUCGUAAACUAGAGAUUUCAGAAUGUGAAUGGUCAAUAAUUGAACAAUUAAUAGUACUUCUGAAACCACUUCAAGCACUUACUAAAUUAUUUUGCGGAGAAUUAGGGUCUUCUUUUUCAAUGGUACGACCAUUAGUGCAAACAAUUUUAACUUCUCAUUAUCAAUAUAAUGUUGAAGACGAUAAUUUGUCAAAAAAUUUAAGGAUACAAUUGCAUAUCAAUUAACUACCCGUAUUGAACUGCAAUGGAAGGAUAUUGUAAUUGCAAGACACAUUGCUUCCUUUCUUGAUCCCAAGUAUAAAAACAUAGAUCAUGAACCUUCACAGGUUAGAGAGAUAAUUCGAUCACAUGUCUUGCGGUUUAUUGAAUCAAUAGCUCUAAACAUUUCUCAAAAUAUGUAUGAAGAAGAAUAA
Molecule: messenger RNA, 491 nt
Organism: Cinara cedri
Lineage: Eukaryota; Metazoa; Arthropoda; Insecta; Hemiptera; Aphididae
Source: the annotation of a GenBank genome assembly